Acanthamoeba castellanii str. Neff is the source of this 1080-nucleotide messenger RNA. Its product is annotated as ATPase. The coding region runs from base 1 to 1080 and encodes 359 amino acids. NCBI's taxonomy places the organism in Eukaryota, Discosea, Longamoebia, Acanthamoebidae. Gene Ontology annotation, cellular component: cytoplasm; mitochondrion. The record is from RefSeq and is a predicted model, not a curated record. Gene Ontology annotation, molecular function: ATP binding; ATP hydrolysis activity. The transcript has 10 exons.
AUGUGCCGCACCACCCACCGCGCCAAGAGCCCGAGCCCGAGCUUGGCGUCAUGGUUCGGCAGCGUCGAUUCGGAGGCGGCUGCGGCGACUUCGCCGAGCAGCGAUUCCAACGCGGUGAAGGGAGUCUACAUGUAUGGUGACGUCGGCUGCGGAAAGACAUUUUUGAUGGACAUGUUCUACGAGGGUGCGCCCGUGCCCAAGAAGCGCCGUGUGCACUUUAACGCGUUCAUGCUGGAGGUGCACAGCAAGAUCCACAAGUGGCGGGAGGGCAAGCGCCGCGCGCUGGAAAAGAAGUUCGAAGAGGAUCGAGAAGGACCCGACCUGCCCAACUUCAAUCUGGGCGUCUCGGCCUCGCUCGGCGAGGAGGAGUGGGGCGAUCCCAUUCCGCCGCUUGCCAGAGAGCUGGCGGCUCAGGCUCCCCUGUUGUGCUUCGACGAAUUCCAGGUCACCGAUGUUGCCGACGCCAUGAUCCUUCAUCGGCUCUUCUCUCUCAUGUUUACGCACGGCCUUACGGUCGUCGUUACCUCCAACCGGCCGCCAGAUGACCUGUACAAGGGCGGGCUGCAGAGGGACCGAUUCCUUCCUUCAUCGACCUCAUCAAACGGCGCUGUCUCGUUCAUGACUUCGGCGAAAUCGAUAAACAUUAGCGUGGGCGGACGCAAGCUCUUCGUGCCCCGAGCAGAGAGGGGUGUCGCCUUCUUCUCCUUUAGCGACCUUUGCAAGCAGGCGCUCGGUGCGGCGGACUACAUCGCCAUCAGCCAGGAGUUCCACACGGUGAUCGUGAGCAGAAUCCCGAAAAUGGAGGACCGGCACCGAGAGGAGGCCAAGCGAUUCAUCACUCUCAUUGACGAACUCUACAACCACAAGGUCAAAAUGAUCUGUUCGGCCGCUGCCGAGCCAAGGCAACUCUUUGCAGGCGGCGUAGAGAAACGCGAGUGGUUCGACGAAUCGACGGGCAAGAGCGUGGGCACCAUUUGGCAGGGCGAGGAGGAGCGAUUCAUGUUCAACCGCACCGUGUCGCGACUCAUCGAGAUGCAGUCCGACGACUAUCUUCAAUCGCCACACAAGAAAGAGGUCUAA